Gopherus flavomarginatus (Mexican gopher tortoise) is the source of this 3112-nucleotide messenger RNA. RefSeq names its product collagen type XIX alpha 1 chain (gene COL19A1). The transcript has 45 exons. NCBI's taxonomy places the organism in Eukaryota, Metazoa, Chordata, Testudines, Testudinidae. The coding region runs from base 141 to 3107 and encodes 988 amino acids. The record is from RefSeq and is a predicted model, not a curated record.
UGCAUCCUACUCUUUGGAGACUCACUCCAGCAACUCCUCAGCACUACAGCAGCUUUGUACAGACAUUUACUGUGCUCCUGGAGGACUUAAUAAGUAAAAAUUAAAGAUCUGUGGUUAUUUUUUCAUGUGUCUGAGGGGACAUGAAGCACUUUGGAUUCUGCAUAAUUUGGCUUUGGAUGGCAAUUUUCUUCCUCUUUCCUGUUUCAACUUCUAUGGCAGCCACUGACAAGACAGUUACAGUGUGUCCUAUAAUGAGACCAGAUGGACAUCAACUUAGACAUAUCUAUAAAGAAAAUCAUGAUGUUUCAGGUUUUGAUCUAGCAGAAAGCUUUUCUCUGAGACAGGCAUCUUGUGGAGGUGAUAAAACCUGUUUUAAACUGGGAAGCACACCUCUUAUCAGAGACACUCGGCAAGUAUUUCCAAAUGGCCUUCCUGAAGAAUACUCUUUAAUAGCCACGUUCCGUGUAAGACGAAACACCAGAAAGGAACGGUGGCAUAUAUGGCAAAUUUUAAAUCAGUAUGACACCCCACAGGUGUCUGUCAUUGUUGAUGGUUCAAAAAAAGUUGUGGAAUAUAUAGCCAAAUCUGCUCAGGGAAAUGUGCUACACCACACCUUUAAAAAUCGGGAAAUUUAUCCUCUCUUUGAUCGGCAGUGGCAUAAGGUUGCCGUUAGUAUACAGUCAAGGAUUGUUUCCCUCUAUGUGGAUUGUAAAUUAAUUGAGAGAUGGCAGACUGAUCUAAAGGAAUCCAUUGACUUUCAAGGAAGGACUUUCAUUGCUGCUCGAGCUGCUGAUGACAAGCCUGUAGAUAUUGAACUUCGCCGCAUAACAAUUUAUUGUAACCCAAAAUUUGCAGCUCAAGAGACCUGUUGUGAAAUAUCUGAGGGCAUGUGCCCACUGGAGGACAGUUUCAUUACUACUUCUUCGUCACCAGUGACUGUUCAUGUCAACAAAAUACACGCUCUUCCAGUAACACAGCAGGAGUCUAAAGACCAAUGCCUCUGCUUUCCAAACAAAGGUGAAGCAGGAUUGCCAGGAGUAGCUGGUUUGCCAGGCCAAAAAGGAGAUAAAGGAGAAAAGGGUGAAGUGGGUGUUAAAGGAGAAAAUGGUGUUUCUGGUGUUCCUGGGGAAAAGGGAGAAGAUGGCUUAGUAGGUGUUCCUGGCCUUCCUGGUUCCAAGGGAGAACGUGGCUUUGAGGGUAAUAAAGGUGAAGAAGGUGAAAAGGGUGAGAAGGGAGAACAAGGAGAACCAGGACCUGAAGGCAUGCAUGGAAAAGAUGGCUUAAAAGGUGAUCCUGGUGAUCCUGGUCUGGCUGGUCCUAAGGGAGAAAAGGGAGAUGAAGGGCCUCCAGGACAAGCUGCUUUACGGGGUUUGCCAGGACUAGAAGGUCCUCCAGGUCCACCAGGUAAAGAAGGUCAGAGGGGAAGGCGAGGUAAACCAGGACUCCCUGGUAAACCAGGAUCACCAGGACCUCCGGGCCGGCAAGGAGAAAUGGGCUUAACUGGUACAAAAGGUGAAAAGGGAGAGUCUUCUGAAAAGGGAGAAAAGGGGGAUCCAGGACUGCAAGGUCCUCCAGGACCCAUUGGACCCAGAGGACAUCCAGGAGAAGUCGGUUUACCAGGAGAGCCUGGGAUACCAGGAAAACCAGGAAUUAAAGGAGAAAAGGGUGAUUCUGGUGGAAUUACAGGGCCUCCUGGACAUCCAGGUCCAAAAGGUGAGACAGGACUCCCUGGGCCAAGUCUGCCUGGGAAACCAGGUCUGGCUGGCACUCCUGGAACCCCAGGUCCACGAGGGCCUAAGGGUGAAAGAGGACUGCCUGGCAUACAAGGGUCCCCUGGAGAGAUGGGACCACUUGGAAUAGGAAUGCAAGGACCCCCUGGUCCUAAAGGUCCAUUUGGGGAACCAGGUGCACAGGGCCCUAGAGGACACCCUGGAUUACCUGGAACUCCAGGUACCCCAGGUGCUGAUGGUGCUCCGGGAUCAGAUGGGAAGCCAGGACUUCCUGGUCCUCCAGGUGACCCAAUUGCACUUCCACUUUUGGGAGACAUGGGUGCUUCAUUGAAGGGUGAUACUGGGCCGAGAGGUCCUCCAGGAAUCCCUGGUAGGGAAGGGCCAAAGGGAAGCAAAGGUGAACGUGGAGUUCCUGGGCUCUCUGGAGAGAAAGGUGAUGAGGGUCUUCAAGGUGUUCCAGGACUCCCUGGUCUAACAGGAGCUAGUGGACCUUCUGGAACAGUAGGAAGACCUGGACAUCCCGGUCCAGUUGGGGCAAAAGGUGAAAAGGGUAAUGAGGGUUCUCCUGGAAAGCCUGGAUCACCUGGACCUCCAGGUAUGCCUUACAAUGAAAGGAAUGGAAUGAGCAGCUUAUAUAAGCUACAGGGAGGUGUAAGUGUUGCUACUUAUCCUGGUCCACCGGGCCCUCCUGGUCCAAAAGGUGAUCCUGGCACAAUGGGAGAACCAGGUCCAAUGGGACUACCUGGACUAGAGGGAUUUCCAGGAGAAAAGGGAGAUCAGGGACCUGCUGGUUCACCAGGAGCACCAGGGUUAACAGGAAAGACUGGAUCUCCAGGACCACCGGGAAUGCCAGGGGAACCAGGUGAAAGAGGCCCUGUAGGAGACAUCGGCUUUCCAGGGCCAGAUGGGCAAUCUGGAAUACCAGGAAUAAAUGGAAAAGAUGGAUUGCCAGGACCUCAGGGUCUGAUGGGAAGAGCAGGUGACAGAGGUCCCAAAGGAGAACGUGUAAGUCUUGGUGUAAUAAUCCUUUCUAAGAGGAUGGCUCAGUUUGUAUCCCAACUGAAGCUGCCGGCUGCAAUGUUAGCUUCUCACGGUCAUGGGAAACCAGGUCCACCAGGAAAAGAUGGAUUACCAGGGCCACCAGGAGAACCUGGACCUCAAGGUUACAGAGGACAGAAGGGGGAAAGAGGUGAGCCUGGUAUUGUACUCCCAGGUAAUCCUGGUCCACCUGGCCCUUCAGCCACUGGUGUGCCAGGCCUCCCGGGCACUCCAGGAUCACCAGGUCCCCAGGGGCCUCCAGGGCCGAGCGGAAGGUGCAACCCAGCAGAUUGUUACUAUCACCUAUCUCAGGCUCGACAGCGUGCCAGUGGGAAAUAAACAUC